Oncorhynchus masou masou (cherry salmon) is the source of this 8760-nucleotide messenger RNA. RefSeq names its product CSC1-like protein 2. Gene Ontology annotation, molecular function: calcium-activated cation channel activity; nucleic acid binding. Lineage: Eukaryota; Metazoa; Chordata; Actinopteri; Salmoniformes; Salmonidae. Gene Ontology annotation, cellular component: plasma membrane. Bases 392 to 2923 code for a protein of 843 amino acids. The transcript has 24 exons. The record is from RefSeq and is a predicted model, not a curated record.
GAGGCUCACAAUGGAAUAUGUCGGGCUUCCAAUUGCCGGUAAUUAUUUUCCUAACGUUUGCGUCCAUUUUCGGUGUCGUUCAAAGGGACUGUGAAGCAAUUCGCCGCUUUUUUAAAAACUUUUGCAACAAAAAGCCCAUAAUGGAUUUCGAAUAUGUUUCUGACGCUUCUCAGUAGCUUUCUCUCGUGAGGCUGAUUGCUUGGUUUCCAGACCUUGUCACCUUGGUGGUGGAUUUGUAACGAUAUAUUUAGCCUCUCUCGUUUGGGAUAUUGCCAUUGGAGCAAGAGAAGACGCAAACAGAAAUUCAAAUUGGAUUGCCAGGUUUCCAGGAAGAUGCGGCUGUGAGCUUGCUCACAGUGCUGAUCCUGUGGGUCUUCACCUGAUCGUGACCAUGGGGAUAUGGCCGGGGGGUGUCCGGGCCUGCAUUGCAGGCCAGGAGAACUGCUCUGCCAACAAUGAGUCCAAAGACUACUGUUACUCAGCCCGUAUCCGCAGCACCGUGCUUCAGGGCCUACCCUUUGGAGGGGUCCCCACAGUCCUUGCGCUGGACUUCAUGUGCUUCCUGGUGCUUCUCUUUGUCUUCUCAGUACUGCGGAAAGUGGCCUGGGAUUAUGGACGCCUGGCAUUGGUGACAGAUGCUGACAGAUCGAAGAAGCGUUUCAACGGAUUGGAGGAGCGGGAAUAUGUUGCCUCAGCUCUGCAUUCUGAAACGCCAGACCGCUAUGAACGUCUCACUUCAGUCUCCAGCUCUGUCGACUUCGAUCAACGGGAUAACGGCUUCUGUUCCUGGUUAACUGCCAUCUUCAGAAUAAAGGACGAGGAGAUCCGGGAGAAGUGUGGUGAGGACGCCGUGCACUACCUUUCCUUCCAGCGCCACAUCAUCGGCCAGCUGGUGGUUGUUGGGGUUCUGUCUGUGGGCAUCGUCCUGCCGGUCAACUUUUCUGGAGACCUUUUGGAAAAUAAUGCAUACAGCUUUGGGCGGACCACUAUAGCAAACCUGAAGUCUGGGACUAACCUCUUGUGGCUCCACACUUCGUUUGCAUUCAUAUACCUGCUUCUGACUGUGUACAGCAUGAGACGACACACGUCCAAGAUGCAUUACAAGGAGGACGACCUGGUGAAACGUACUUUAUUUAUCAAUGGCAUCUCCAAAUAUGCCGAAGAGGUCCACAUAAAACAACACUUUCAGCAAGCCUAUGAGAACUGCACUGUUCUUGAUGCUCGAAUCUGCUACAACGUAGCCAAACUCAUGUCCCUGAAUGCUGAGAGGAAGAAGACAGAGCGCAGUUUAAAGUUCUUCACUGAUCUCAUGGCCAAAGAGCACAUGCCCACCAUGGUCAACCCCAAACCCUGUGGCCACCUCUGCUGCUGUGUCAUCAAAGGCUGUGAACAGGAAGAGGCGGUGAGCUUCUAUACCAAGCGGGAGGCCAAAUUGAAGGAGGAGUACAGAAAGGAGAAAGAGAAGGUCAACACUAAACCUCUUGGCAUGGCGUUCGUCACUUUCCAGAAUGAGGCAAUGACUGCAAUAAUCCUAAAGGACUUCAAUGCCUGCCAAUGCCAUGGCUGUACAUGUCGCCAAGAGCCCAAGUCAUCCCAGUUCAGUGAAAGUCUCCACAUCUACAACUGGAGUGUGAGCUAUGCACCUGAUCCUCAAAACGUGCGCUGGGAGCACUUAUCGUUGGGGGGGGUUUCCUGGUGGAUUCGCUGCUUCAUCAUCAACUGCAUCCUUUUCCUCCUGCUCUUCUUUCUCACCACCCCCGCCAUCAUUAUCUCCACGAUGGACAAGUUUAACGUCACCAAGCCUGUGGAGUAUCUCAAUAACCCCAUCAUCACCCAGUUCUUCCCUACUUUGCUCCUGUGGGCUUUCUCUGCCCUGCUGCCCACCAUUGUCUACUACUCUGCUUUCUUCGAGAAACACUGGACAAGGUCGGGGGAGAACCGGACCACCAUGCACAAGUGCUACACCUUCCUCAUCUUCAUGGUCCUCUUGCUGCCUUCACUGGGUCUUAGCAGUUUGGAUGUCUUCUUCCGCUGGCUGUUUGAUAAGAAAUUCCUUGCUGACGCCACUGUCAGAUUUGAGUGUGUCUUCCUCCCUGACAACGGAGCCUUCUUUGUCAACUAUGUCAUCGCCUCAGCGUUUAUCGGUAACGCCAUGGACCUGCUGCGGAUUCCAGGCUUGCUCAUGUAUAUGAUCCGACUGUCCCUGGCCCGUUCCUCUGCAGAGAGGCGCAACGUAAAGAGGCAUCAAGCGUUUGAAUUCCAGUUUGGAGCGGCCUACGCCUGGAUGAUGUCCGUCUUCACUGUAGUUAUGACAUACAGCAUCACCUGUCCAAUCAUCGUCCCCUUUGGUCUGAUGUACAUGCUGCUGAAGCACCUGGUGGAUAGAUACAACAUGUAUUAUGCUUACCUUCCCUCGAAACUGGACAAGAAAAUCCACUCGGGUGCUGUCAAUCAGGUGGUGGCAGCUCCCAUCCUCUGUCUCUUUUGGCUGCUAUUCUUUUCCACCAUGCGCACAGGCUUUGUAACCCCCACGUCCAUGUUUACUUUGGUGGUCCUAAUCAUCACCAUUGUGGUAUGCCUGUCGCACGUCUGCUUCGGCCACUUCAAGUACCUCAGCGCUCACAACUACAAGGUACGGGUCACUGUGCUCAAGAUUGACACCAAGGAAACAGAUGUUGACGUGGUUGAAAAUGGCCGCCCUCCACUCCGCACCUUCUCCUCUCCUUCUAAUAAGUCUCAGCAACCAACGUACAUUGCCCAGGUUUUACAGGACCCAAUCAUGGAUGAUGCUUGCACAGGCAGUGGGGAGGAAGAUCGGGGGUCCUCACAGGAUGAGGAGAUGAUCAACACUGGGAAUAGUCUCAAUGAAGCUGACUUCCAGUCCGGUGAAGACAGCCUCAUAGCCAACGAGGUCCACCAGUAACACUACCAGCUGAGAAGGGGAAAGAGCGAAAGAUGGUGAGAGAGGGAUUUUGGAGAGGAUGAAUGCCAGACACGAACAACAAACCACCAACUUCACUUUGGAUUCUAAAACAAUUUGCAGUCAUUCCUCCCCCAUGCUCCCCCACCUUUUUUCAGUUGUGCCUCUGCACAUUGGCAUUACCAGAAAAUGCCAGGUACAUCACCACACACACACACACACACACACACACACACACACACACACACACACACACACACACACACACACACACACACACACACACACACACACACACACACACACACACACACACAGUGUAAUUGUGAAUGGUUUUGUUAAGUAUAAUUUGGAGCUUGUCUCUGCGGAUUCUUCAAAGUCCCCUCUGUGUAUGUUGAACACCUAUCAGCGCGAUAUGAAUCUGGGUGUUGACGCCCCUUGUUUUAUUUAUUUAUCUACUGGAGUCCUACACUUUUAUGGAGCUUCUAUGGAGCACAAGUCCAACACUGGUUUUCAUCCAAUCCAAAAAGAUGGAGUCCCAGGAAAGAAACCAUACAAUAACCUAGACUUUGUACAUAUCCGAAAAUAUGCCAACUGUUUUUGUGUCUCUUAUUUGAAAGAGGGGGUCAAAAUUGUGCCUGGUUUGGGAUUCUUUUCAUCCAUGUUUCCUUACUAAAUCCCCAUCAGUGUGGCUCAGGACUGGUGGAGAGGUCAUGAAAAUUAGGCUACAAAGCCUCUAAUGAAAUCCUGCUCCAUGCACAGGUCCCAUUGAACUUUUAUGGGUCUACAGACUCAUACUUAAACUAAACCUGGUUCAUUCUUGUCAAUGUGCAAAGCACCCUGCAUUAGGUCUUCUUUCUCAUAGCUUAUGAACAAAAUGACUUGCUUUCCCCUUUUUUCGUUUGAUAUCUUAUGUUCGUCAUAAGAUAUCCACUCUGCCACUGAACAUCCCAGCCAUGUGGUUGGAGACACCAUCUUAACAUGACGUAUAAAAACAUGAUGCAGUCACUGUCAAGUUUGUGUAUUGUUAUAGAUUUUUUACUUCAUGUGUCUCACGUCACUGAAUGGGCACUGUUGGAGGGUAUCAGGGCCAUCACAUCGGCCCUCUGUUUUGUCAUCGAUAUUCCAAAGGCGGCAGUGGGCAUGGCAUGCCAAACAGACCAGGGUCCGCUCAGAUGGAUUGUGGGGUUUCUGGUGUGACUUGUGUUGUCAUGGCAUUUGUCUUACUGUCCUCCUGCCUGUGAUGCCCUGUCAGUCACCUGGUCUUGCUGCUCCCCUCCAUCCUGUCCAUCUCAGUUUCCAAAGGGUCAGUCAUGGAUGGCUUGGUGACUCUUGCAGCCACUAACGUUGUACAGUUUUUAUUUUGUCUUUUAUUUUUUAUUUUACCUCUACUACCUUAAACAUAUGAACAUAUACACCUGAAAUAGGAAGCACAUUUUCUUGUCGGUGCAUAGUUCAAAUAGGCAACUUCUACUCUAACUGGGUUCUGUUCACCUUGGAGAACUUCAACAUUUACACAAUAGUACAAUAGUUUAGCCUAUGUUGUAGAUCCAGGGAAAAGCUGGGAGACAUGAAGAAACUGGUCUUGCCUCAAGUACUCUCUACCCUUAAAAUCCUCCAGUCAGAAGUACGAUAUAUGCAUCUCUGGAAGUCCCAAUGCAUUAGCUUUAUUCUAUGCUUUCUCUGAAGGAAUAGAAAUGAAGUGUAGAUUAAAAAAAUGUAGUAUUUUGCUCUUCAGGAGUCAUACCUAUGGAAGGUAAUUGUUCAGAUAUACAGCACCAAUGAAUAGCGAUGCUUCCAUUUAUUUUUGUCACAUCAGUUUGGGUGCAGUGUGUGUCUGAUUUGAAGUGCAAUCAGCCAGGUGUCUGUCUGAUGCAAAUUGGCUCUCGGAUUCUUUUCUCAGCCCGCAUAGCAACUUCCCCAUUUGGUGUUCACAGUUAUACCCUGGGAAAUUGUGAUGACAUUUCAAAGACAGUGUGCAAUUUCUUUUCUUAAUGCACUUCAAGCACAAAACGCAUGAAAACGCAAUCAAAUACUUCCAUAAAAGGCACUGGGUAGAAAUAAAUGAAUUCACAACUAUGUAUAUAAUAUCAUAUAUAUCUUAAAUUACCACAAUUUCAUGAAUUUGAAAUAAUCCAGUCCAAAACAGGAAAAAAAGUGGAUAACAAGUACGUUAGGCAGAAUUAAAUGUAACUUUCCUGAAGUAUUAAAGCACUGGGGGUAAGUAUUGUCAAUAUACCGUAGUGAUGGCUCUAUCUCCCGAAUACUUUUAAGUGGAGCAUUCUAAGUAUUUCUUUAUAAACCUAGCCAGUCCUUUCAGAUCUGUGAACACCAUAGGGAUUUGGCCAAAUGGACCAAAAAUGUACCAGGCCCAAGAGUGUGGCUCCACUGACUAGUCCAACAAAUGAGGUGCACUGAUAGUGAAGAUCUGCUAGAGGUCACUGUAUACCUGUGUUUUUGUAUUACUAUUAUUAUCAUGUUUUGGAACGGGACGAAUCGUCUCUGUGCAAAAUGAUUUGUUGUUACAAAAAAAGGAUGUUUUACCAAUUUGCAUCAGGAACAUGCAAUAGCAAGCCUGACAUGCAGCAAAGAAAUAGAACUAGAGCAGUGACUUAAGGAAAUGUUCAAGUCUCAGGUGUACUUGUUUAAAAAAAAAUAAUUGUUUACAUCUGUUUUUUUUACAUUGUGAUAGUUGUUUUCAACUUUAAGCAUUUCGAUCUGUUGAUGAAGCUAAUCUAUGAAAGCUGUGGCUAUUGGUAACAUUCUAUCAGGUAGGAAAAUAAAAACAUGUACCGUGGUUGUCUUGUUAUUAGCAGCACAGUUUCCUCUGUAGACACUGAAAUUACCAUUGUAUUGUGGUUUGUCCCUGUUUGAAAACCAUAGCUACAUGCUGGAGAUAUUGUAGCUUUUCUGUGUCUACUCUGUCCUGUAACAUCUGUUUCCCUUUUUAAGUGAGUGUGCACUAACACUCUGUUCAUGAUUGUAUGCACGCUAACACAAGACUAACAGCUAUCCAGUGGAAGUAAAUUUUCCUGACAAUAUAAUAAAUAUUUUAAGAGGCUUGCUUGCUAAUGGACAGUCUAUUUCUCAAUGGAAAUGAAGUUACUUUACAAUAACACUAUUCUACAGUGACGAAAAAGGCUGAGAUAUUUUGUAAGUUGCAAAAGGAGCUGUUUUCAGUGACACAGCCUAUUCCAGAUGCGAUACCGAUUAUGUAUUAUGUUGAAAGCUGUGACGAUGCCGUUACAUGUAUUGUGAUUUUUUUAUUUAUCAUGAACUGACUUUUUAUUUUAUAACUGUUGCUAAGGAUUUAAGUUGUGGAAGUAAACAUGCCUUGAUAGAAGGAUUCGGGAUCAGGAAUAGUUUGCUAAAAGUUUAUGAUUAGAUUUGUAUAUACACUACCAUUCAAAAGUUUGUGAUCACUUAGAAAUGUCCUUGUUUUUGAAAGAAAAGUCAAUUAAAAUAACAUCAAAUUGAUCAGAAAUACUGUGUAGACAGUGUUGAUGUUGUAAAUGACUAUUGUAGCUGGAAACGCAGAUUUCUUUAUGGAAUAUCUACAUAGGCGUACAGAGGCCUAUUAUCAGCAACCAUCACUCCUGUGUUCCAAUGGCAUGUUAGCUAAUCCAGGUUUAUCAUUUUAAAAGGCUAAUUGAUCAUUACAAAACCCCUUUGCAAUUAUGUUAGCACAGCUGGAAACUGUUUUGCCUAUUAAAGAAGCAAUAAAACUAAUCAAACCCACAAAUGCUGAUGCUCCAGAUACUCAACUAGUCUAAAGAAGGCCCAUUUUAUUGUUUUUUUUAAUCAGGACAACCGUUUUCGGCUGUGCCAACGGGGCGGCAGGUAGCCUAGUGGUUAGAGCAUUGGACUGGUCACCGAAAGGUUUACAAGAUCGAAUCCCCGAGCGGACAAGGUAACAAUCUGUCGUUCUGUCCCUGAAAAAGGCAGUUAACCCACUGUUCCUACACUGUCAUUGAAAAUAAGAAUUUGUUCUUAACUGACUUGCCUAGUUAAAUAAAUAAAAUAACAUAAUUGCAAAAGGGUUUUCUAAUGACCAUUUAGCCUUUUAAAAUGAUGAACUUGGAUUAGCUAACACAAUUUCAUGAAAUAAUCCAGUCCAAAACAGAAAAAAAGUGGAUAACAGAACAAAGGGAGAAAUAGAUGACUAAAAUCACUGGGUAAGAAGAGCCAUCACUACCGUUCAUUGACUAAUACUUUUCCCUAAUACUUUUAAGUGGAGCAUUCUAAGUAUUUCUUCAUAAACCUAGCCAGUUCUUUCAGAUCUGUGAACACCAUAGGGAUGGGUCCAAAUGGAAAAGACUAGGGACCAAACAUUAACCAGGCCCAAGCAUGUGGCCCCACUGACUAGUCCAACAAAUGAGGUGCACUGAUAGUGAAGAUCUGCUAGAGGUCACUGUAUACCUGUUUGUGUAUUACUAGAAUUAUGUUUUGGAACCGGGCGAAUCGUCUCUGUGCAAAAUGAUUUGUUGUAACAAAAAAAGGAUAUUUUACCAAUUUGCAUCAGGAACAUGCAAUAGCAAGCCUGACAUGCAGCAAAGAAAUAGAACUAGAGCAGUGACUUAAGGAAAUGUUCAAGUCUCAGGUGUACUUGUUUUAAAAAAAAAAAAAAUUUUUUUUUUUUGCAUUGUAUUAGUUUGCAACUUUAAGCAUUUUGAUCUGUUAAUGAAGCUAAUCUAUGAAAGCUGUGACUUGGUAACAUUCUAUCAGGUAGGACAAUAAAAACCUGUACCGUCGUUGUCUUGUUAUUAGCAGUACAGUUUCCUCUGGAGACACUCUGAAAUUACCAUUGUAUUGUGGUUUGUCCCUGUUUGAAAACCAUAGCUACAUGCUGGAGAUAUUGUAGCUUUUCUGUGUCUACUCUGUUCUGUAAAUUCUGUUUCCCUUUUAAGUUAGUGUGCACUAACACUGUUCAUGAUUGUAUGCACGCUAACACAAGAUUAACAACUAUCCAGUGGAAGUACAUUUUCCUGUUAUAAUAAAUAUUUUAAGAGGCUUGCUUGCUAAUGGACAGUCUAUUUCUCAAUGGAAAUGAAGUUACUUUACAAUAACACUAUUCUACAGUGACGAAAAAAGGCUUUGAGAUAUUUUUGUAAAUCGCAAAAGGAACCGUAUUAUGUUGAUAGCUGUGACGAUGCCGUUACAUGUAUUGGGAUCUAUUUAUCAUUGUUGCUAAGGAUUUAAUUUAUGAAAAGAAGAAUGUGAUCUGAAAAAUAAACAUGCCUUGAUAGGAUUCUAUCACUAACAGGAGUCAUGGUUGCUGAUAAUGGACCUUGGUACGCCUAAGAUGAUUUUUAAUGGAAUAUCUACAGUUUCCAGCUACAAUAGUCAUUUACAACAUUAACAAUGUCUACACUGUAUUUCUGAUCAAUUUGAUGUUAUUUUAAUUGACUUUUCUUUUAAAAACUACGGCAUUUCUAAGUGACCCCAAACUUUUGAAUGGUAGUGUAUAAAGGUUUUUGUAAAUAGCCAUAAAUUCCCUAUUAAGUUAUGGUAGUGUUAUGAAGUACAUAAUCUACAGUUUCUAUAAAACAUGAGUAAGGGUAGGGCUACAUAUAAACACAGCAAAUGGUCACACGUUUGUUUGCUUUUCAGUAUCUACUAACAUUCAUGCUGGUUCCCUUCACUAAGACAACCAAGGAAUGUUUAUUUUGAGGCUGUAGAUUUGUCAGGUUGUGUGUACUAUUUAUUUUUACUUUUGUCCAAUUUACAUUUACAUUUAAGUCAUUUAGCAGACGCUCUUAUCCAGAGCGACUUAUGGUCUGUAUGGUGAAGCAUUUGUCAUUAUCUGUUCCUUGAUCAAUAAAAUUGGCAUUCAUUCUUCA